CGCGGUGGCGCUGACGGCGACGGUGGUGGAGCCACGGGUCAGGCUCCGCUCUGCGUUACGGCCUCCACGGCGUCGGCGUUAGCAACCACGACCAAGCUUGUUUACCCAGCAUACAACAUGUCUGGGGCAAUUACCCCAAGGAAGGGCUAUUAUUGCACGCACUUUACAGCUGAGUAAACUGAGACCCAGAGAAGGACAGGAAAUAGCCCAAGAUUACCAAGUAAGCGUCCCCUGCCAAGCAUGGUGACAGCCUGUGCCCUCAGCCUCCUCGUCUGGCGCAGCCAAAAGAGCCACCAGUCGCUGGCGCCCAUGGCCUGCCACAUGAGUGAGUGAGUGAAUGGCCUGGCCCAGCCUGACCCUUCAGAUUGAGGGGUUCGAAGCAACUGAGUGACCAGAGAACACACUGCCGAUCCCCUCCCACCAGCUGACGAAUGAUGGACCAAACAACAAGUAACCCUUGUAAGGGUUGUAGAAUAAUGACAGGAAGCAAGGCAUGAGCAUCCCCUGUAGUCACCUGUAACUUUUUGCUGGAAAUAGAGGUCUGAGCACCUCAAACUGACCCAGUGGACCUACCUGGCCCCCACCCCAGCUGAUGGGGCCACUGGGGCCCCAAGCAGCCACCUGACCAUACAGAAGCCCCCUGCUCACCAUGGCUGGCGCUGAGGGCUUCCAAUACCGUGCACUGUACCCAUUCCGCCGGGAGCGGCCAGAGGACCUGGAGCUGUUGCCUGGGGACGUGCUGGUGGUGAGCCGGGCAGCACUACAGGUGCUGGGUGUGGCUGAGGGCAGCGAGCGAUGCCCGCAGAACGUGGGCUGGAUGCCUGGCCUCAAUGAGCGAACUCGGCAACGUGGUGACUUCCCUGGUACCUACGUCGAGUUCCUGGGUCCUGUGGCCCUGUCCAGGCCUGGCCCUCGCCCCCGAGGCCCCCGCCCAUUGCCUGCCAGGCCCCAAGAGGGGGCCCCUGAGCCAGGUUUCACACUUCCUGACCUGCCUGAGCAGUUCUCCCCCCCUGAUGUGGCUCCCCCACUGCUGGUGAAGCUUGUAGAGGCCAUUGAGCGGACAGGACUAGACAGUGAAUCCCUUUACAGGCCUGAGCUGCCACCCCCGUGCACAGAUUGGUCCCUGAGCGACCUAGAGCAGUGGGAUGCGGCAGCCCUGGCGGAUGGCAUCAAGUGCUUCCUUCUGGCACUGCCUGCGCCUCUCGUGCCGCUGGAGGCCGCUGCCGAGGCCUGCCGUGCCCUGCGAGAGGCCGUGGGGCCCGUGGGGCCAGCUCUGGAGCCCCCAACGCUGUCACUGCACCAAGCGCUCACGCUGCGCUUCCUGCUCCAGCACCUGGGCCGGGUGGCCCAGCGCGCCCCUGCCCUGGGUCCCGCUUUGCGAGCCCUGGGCGUUGCCUUUGGGCCGCUGCUGCUGCGUGCGCAGCCUCCCUCGCCGCCACCAGGGGUCCCACCUGUCGGGACUGAGCCUAACCCUGACUUCCCAACUCUGCUGGUGGAAAAGUUGCUUCAGGAGCACCUGGAGGAGCAGGAGGUCACACCCCCAGCUCUGCCACCUAAACCACCCAAGGCAAAGCCGGCCCCUGCGGGGUUGGCUAAUGGGGGGAAUCUGCCCUCCCUUCAGGAUGCUGAGUGGUAUUGGGGUGACAUCUCCAGGGAGGAGGUGAAUGACAAACUCCGGGACACACCUGAUGGCACCUUCCUGGUCCGAGAUGCCUCCAGCAAGAUUCAGGGAGAGUAUACCCUGACCCUUAGGAAAGGUGGGAACAACAAGCUAAUUAAGGUCUUCCACCGUGAUGGGCACUAUGGCUUCUCAGAGCCACUCACCUUCUGCUCUGUCGUGGACCUCAUCACCCACUACCGCCACGAGUCGCUGGCCCAGUACAAUGCCAAACUAGACACGCGGCUCCUGUACCCUGUGUCCAAGUACCAACAGGACCAGAUUGUCAAGGAAGAUAGCGUGGAGGCCGUGGGUGCCCAGCUCAAAGUCUACCACCAGCAGUACCAGGAGAAGAGCCGCGAGUACGACCAGCUCUACGAGGAGUACACACGCACCUCCCAGGAACUGCAGAUGAAGCGCACAGCAAUCGAGGCCUUCAAUGAAACCAUCAAGAUCUUCGAAGAACAGGGCCAGACUCAAGAGAAGUGCAGCAAGGAAUAUCUGGAGCGCUUCCGGCGUGAGGGCAAUGAGAAAGAGAUGCAGAGGAUUCUGCUGAAUUCAGAGCGGCUCAAGUCUCGCAUUGCGGAGAUCCACGAGAGCCGCACGAAGCUGGAACAGGAACUGCGAACACAGGCCUUGGACAACCGGGAGAUCGAUAAGCGCAUGAACAGCCUGAAACCAGACCUCAUGCAGCUGCGCAAGAUCCGAGACCAGUACCUGGUAUGGCUCACCCAGAAAGGUGCCCGGCAGAAGAAAAUCAACGAGUGGUUGGGGAUCAAAAAUGAGACAGAAGACCAGUAUGCACUGAUGGAGGAUGAAGAUGACCUCCCCCACCAUGAGGAACGCACCUGGUACGUGGGCAAGAUCAACCGCACGCAGGCUGAGGAAAUGCUGAACGGCAAGCGGGAUGGCACCUUCCUCAUCCGUGAAAGCAGCCAGCGGGGCUGCUAUGCCUGCUCUGUGGUGGUGGACGGCGAUACGAAGCACUGCGUCAUCUACCGCACGGCCACUGGCUUGGGUUUUGCAGAGCCCUACAACCUGUAUGGGUCCCUGAAGGAACUGGUGCUGCAUUACCAGCACACCUCCCUAGUGCAGCACAACGACGCCCUCACCGUCACCCUGGCACACCCAGUGCGAGCCCCGGGCCCUGGGCCCCCACCCGCAACCCGCUGACCCAUACAGAG
Messenger RNA from Molossus molossus (Pallas's mastiff bat), 2841 nucleotides. RefSeq names its product phosphoinositide-3-kinase regulatory subunit 2 (gene PIK3R2). The record is from RefSeq and is a predicted model, not a curated record. Bases 650 to 2830 code for a protein of 726 amino acids. Gene Ontology annotation, cellular component: phosphatidylinositol 3-kinase complex. Gene Ontology annotation, molecular function: protein binding; 1-phosphatidylinositol-3-kinase regulator activity. The transcript is spliced from 17 exons. Gene Ontology annotation, biological process: insulin receptor signaling pathway; phosphatidylinositol phosphate biosynthetic process. Lineage: Eukaryota; Metazoa; Chordata; Mammalia; Chiroptera; Molossidae.